AUGACAUGCUCUGCACAUUGUGCAGACAGCAUACGUUCACUUGUGGCCAGGAACUUCAACAAGACGGAUUGGCCUGUCGAGAUCGACAUCUGUUCUCUUCCUACGUUGCUACAGCAAGCCUUUGUAUGUUUGAUAUACUGGAUGGCCGAGUUGGUGCUCGAGGAUUGCUGUCAUCGAUCACCAGGGAGAGACCUACAGAACGCGAAGCCCCUUCUGAUUCAUGCGUAUAGCGACGCUGGUUCCACUGUCGCAGGUUAUAUAGCAUAUUUGGGGGAGGCUGGCCAAGGGACAGUGCUUUUCGCCGAGUGUUUCCGGUUCAAAGCAACUUCCUCUAAAGCUCUCGAACGUAGAGCGUUGAGCAGGUUGGUUGGUUCUCUGCAUGAAGAGCUACUAGCGUUAAGGAGAUUGGCUAAUCUGAAGAUUGUCCACCUAGCUGGCUCGAGGCACGGCAUAGCCGACGGGCUCUCUCGCACUUUUGACCAUAGCCUCUGCCAGGGGGCGGUUCGCGAGCAGUCCAAGCAGAGCAGUCCGCAGUUCGCGAGCAAGUCAACUUUUACUCCUAGCUCGCCCACAAUCAUUGUGGGAUUGUGUCAUUAUGGCAUCCAACCUUCCCCCGGUGGCAUCCAGCCCUCUUACAGUGGCAUCCAGCCAUUUCACAUUGGCAUCCAGCCAUCUCACAUUGGCAUCCAGCCAUCUCACAAUGGCAUCCAGCUAUCUAACAUUGGCAUCCAGCCAUCUCACAUUGGCAUCCAGCCAUCACACAUUGGCAUUCAGCCAUCUAACAUUGGCAUCCAGCCAUCUCAGAUUGGCAUCCAGCCAUCUAGCAUUGGCAUCCAGCCAUCUAGCAUUGGCAUCCAGCCAUCUCACAUUGGCAUCCAGCCAUCUCACAAUGGCAUCCAGCUAUCUAACAUUGGCAUCCAGCCAUCUCAAAUUGGCAUCCAGCUAUCUCACAUUGGCAUCCAGCCUCCCCUUAAUGGCGUGUAA
Molecule: messenger RNA, 984 nt
Organism: Perkinsus marinus ATCC 50983
Lineage: Eukaryota; Perkinsozoa; Perkinsida; Perkinsidae
Exons: 4
Coding region: 1-984 (327 amino acids)
Source: RefSeq, a predicted model, not a curated record